Penaeus monodon (black tiger shrimp) is the source of this 1451-nucleotide messenger RNA. RefSeq lists its product as uncharacterized. NCBI's taxonomy places the organism in Eukaryota, Metazoa, Arthropoda, Malacostraca, Decapoda, Penaeidae. The transcript has 3 exons. The record is from RefSeq and is a predicted model, not a curated record. Bases 199 to 1386 code for a protein of 395 amino acids.
UCUCCUGGCUUUCCAGGCUUGCCUGGUCUCCUCCUUACGUCAUCAGGCUCUUCCUCUCCUGGCCUUCCAGGCUUGCCUGGUCUCCUCCUUACGUCAUCAGGCUCUUCCUGUCCUGGCCUUCCAGGCUUGCCUGGUCUCCUCCUUACGUCAUCAAGCUCUUCCUCUCCUGGCUUUCCGGGCUUGCCUGGUCUCCUCCUUAUGUCAUCAGGCUCUUCCUCUCCUGGCCUUCCGGGCUUGCCUGGUCUCCUCCUUACGUCAUCAGGCUCUUCCUCUCCUGGCCUUCCAGGCUUGCCUGGUCUCCUCCUACGUCAUCAGGCUCUUCCUCUCCUGGCCUUCCAGGCUUGCCUGGUCUCCUCCUUACGUCAUCAGGCUCUUCCUCUCCUGGCCUUCCAGGCUUGCCUGGUCUCCUCUUCACAUCAUCAGGCUCUUCCUCUCCUGGCCUUCCAGGCUUGCCUGGUCUCCUCCUUACGUCAUCAGGCUCUUCCUCUCCUGGCCUUCCAGGCUUGCCUGGUCUCCUCCUUACAUCAUCAGGCUCUUCUUCUCCUGGCCUUCCAGGCUUGCCUGGUCUCCUCCUUACAUCAUCAGGCUCUUCUUCUCCUGGCCUUCCGGGCUUGCCUGGUCUCCUCUUCACAUCAUCAGGCUCUUCCUCUCCUGGCCUUCCGGGCUUGCCUGGUCUCCUCCUUACAUCAUCAGGCUCUUCCUCUCCUGGCCUUCCAGGCUUGCCUGGUCUCCUCCUUACGUCAUCAGGCUCUUCCUCUCCUGGCCUUCCGGGCUUGCCUGGUCUCCUCCUUACGUCAUCAGGCUCUUCCUCUCCUGGCCUUCCAGGCUUACCUGGUCUCCUCCUUACGUCAUCAGGCUCUUCCUCUCCUGGCCUUCCAGGCUUGCCUGGUCUCCUCCUUACGUCAUCAGGCUCUUCCUCUCCUGGCCUUCCGGGCUUGCCUGGCCUCCUCUUUACGUCAUCAGGCUCUUCCUCUCCUGGCCUUCCGGGCUUGCCUGGUCUCCUCCUUACGUCAUCAGGCUCUUCCUCUCCUGGCCUUCCGGGCUGGCCUGGUCUCCUCCUUACGUCAUCAGGCUCUUCCUCUCCUGGCCUUCCAGGCUUGCCUGGUCUCCUCCUUACGUCAUCAGGCUCUUCCUCUCCUGGCCUUCCGGGCUUGCCUGGUCUCCUCCUUACGUCAUCAGGCUCUUCCUCUCCUGGCCUUCCGGGCUUGCCUGGUCUCCUCCUUACGUCAUCAGGCUCUUCCUCUCCUGGCCUUCCAGGCUUGCCUGGUCUCCUCCUUACGUCAUCAGGCUCUUCUUCUCCUGGCCUUCCGGGCUUGCCUGGUCUCCUCCUUACGUCCUCAGGCUCUUCCUCUCCUGGCCUUCCGGGCUUGCCUGGCUUCCUCUUAGAAGGCUCUUCUUCGCCUGGCCGACCAGGCUUACCAGGUUUUCCCCUUACAUCCUCAGGCUCUUCC